Molecule: messenger RNA, 6162 nt
Organism: Varroa destructor (honeybee mite)
Lineage: Eukaryota; Metazoa; Arthropoda; Arachnida; Mesostigmata; Varroidae
Product: protein bicaudal C homolog 1-like
Cellular component (GO): cytoplasm
Molecular function (GO): RNA binding
Source: RefSeq, a predicted model, not a curated record
ACAAAUAGCGUUUAACCCUACAGUAGUGCAUCGUCGCGGCGAUGGGCGGCAGCGAGAGGAGGACAAUGAAUCGUGAUCAAAAGACCGAUAAACCCGCUGAUGGAGAAAACAAUUCGCCAGAUUUAAGCUCAUAGUGGAGCGUUUCACAGCCAAGUCUACUAUUUUUUGACUACUCUCGGCCUGAAUAAUAAUAAUAGGUUAGGACGUCUGAGACAGUAAUAGGUGCCUACGACUGGUUGCGCCGGUAAACGCCUGCUCUUUGCUUAAUGACUUCUUCCAAGCCCAAUAUUGGUUCGAAUCUAUCGCCAGCGACGGGAAGACGUGGGAGAAGUUUACAGCUCAUCUAAACUUCUGUAUCUAAUCUGCGUCCUAUGCUAUAUGCAGCUUUGUUUCCAAGCUAGGUAUUCUAGUGCUUCUCCCCCAGUAGCCAAGCUCGUUGUAUUAGCGUGGCUCGUAACGGUGGGCCCGUCUCGGAUAGAAAGUUUCUCAUGGUGUCCGCCAUUAGGUUGAAAGGCCUUGGAAUGACAUAUGUCAGGCAUGUACGAUAGAUGGACCCUUGUCCGAACGAUCGUUACGGAUUGAUAUAGGAGAAGUUUCUGGAUACGUACUUAUCAACAGGUUCCCACGUCGAGUCGUUACGGAUUGUAGAGCCCAGGCUGUCUAGAGCCGCCACCAUGUCGUUCCAUCUAGGAGAACAAGGAGGGUACUGAAACGUUUCCGUCUCAGCCUUGAUGUUAACUCUCAGGCGGGCGAGUAGAGUACACAGAGCGCCAAGGUAAGCACGCCCAAGCGUCAACAGGUGUCAUCGCAGAAAUAUUCAGUCCGUAUAGAUUCGCAAGCCGACUCUUCGAGAAAGAAAGACCAAGCUACAAAAGGCCAGGACACAAAGGUCCUUCGAUGGGCCGUCUGUUUUUGCAAGCUAAGCGCAGUGGUGGCAAUCUGCCUAUUUUCAGUUAUUACUCUCAUCAUUAUCGUAGUUACUUGGUUCAUGUUUGUCGAUGACGAUCUCGACGCCUGAUUUGAUGAUGUCCUAUUCGAAAUGCCCACAAGACAAAUCGUUCAGCAGCAGUAAGUCGGCAGCUUGCGACGUUGGGUUUUACGGUUGUACGCUCAUACACAUAUUGUGUGGUUAACGCUUAGCAUAAAGAGGAGUGCAGUAACAGUAACACACUUUUGAAACGAAUCAUUCUUCCAAAACGUUCCGGGUCGUCGUGCGGCGUCUUUGUUAGUAUUAAGGGCACUGUUUGCAGGAGUGAACCCUACAGACGCGCGUGCCGUAGCAGAAAACCGACAAUUACCACGGAGAAGCCAAGACACUGGAACGGGACACAGAUUGUUUGGUCUCGAUGGCGACGCCGCACGGAGCCGAAUAUUACAAACUGUGUUGUGACGAGCACCAGGGACAACAACAACAAUAUAAGGGGAAGUGUGUUGAGCUGAUCGGUAGGCUGUUCGAGCAGCUCUCUAACGAUGGUGUGCUGGCUAAAGAGUUUAAACGUUUUCUAAAACAAAUUUCCGGAACACAAAUCAAAGUAACUAUGCAACGACGUAAUGGUAGAGCUUCGUCGCAUCAUCAACUGGUAUCGUACGCGCAAAAUAGUAACGUUGGUAACUCUUCGAUGAUGUCAAUUAUGAACGAAGAUGAUAUUUGCCAGGUCGUCACAUGCUACGAAACUUCCUCUCCAGUUGUACCAAUUAAGGAAACAGCCUCAUAUUCAUUAAUCCCUGGAUCUCCUUUGGUGCUGGAAGAUCACAGUCACCAAACAGAUUACAAGUCACAUAGCCGGAAACGAUUUGAUUUCUUUAUUCAGACUACAGGUAACCAGGAGCAGGUUGAUAUCGCCCGUGAAGAAACUACAAAAAUUCUUCGUAGCAACGCCGGCAACGAAAAUCGAGUAACUUUGAAGAUGGACGUGUCAUUCUCAGAUCACUCUUUCAUCAUAGGACGUAAAGGCAAAGGAGUUCAGGGGGCAAUGCGAGCCACCGGAUGUCAGAUCCACUUUCCUGAUUCGAACAAGAACGAUCGCUGUGAGAAAAGCAACCAAGUGUCCGUGUCUGGCACACCCGAAGCCGUUGUCGAGGCUCGUCAGAGGAUUCGCGAGCUACUGCCGAUUUCCUUUGCUUUUGAAAUCAAUGAAGAGGAAUAUAGGAACGCCACGUUUUCUCCUGUUGCGUCUGAUGGAACAGUGUCAGAGCUCAGGCCAAAAAUUAGACAAAUGAUUGAGACCUUACAGAAUGAGUACCGAAUGACGAUUACGUGGCUACCAAACGUCGCUACCAAUCGACUACGCGGAUAUAUCCCUUAUGCAAUGGUCACGGUUCGGGGUGGUCGCAGGAAUAUUGUACGGAUAUGCGAGGGCAUCCAACAGCUGAAUGCCCUUCUGCGUCCUGGAAAGCCUCCGCCCAACGUCGAGUUGGGAAUCGAAGUGACGAGUCAGUAUGUGCAAUUCACGUAUGGAAAUAACGGCACAAAGAUUCAAGCGAUCAUGGACGAGACACGCACGCAAUUCAGCAUCGUCGCCGGCAGAUCGGACACGUCUCAACAUAUUUAUACCGUGAGGAUAGUCGGUAAAGUGGAAAAUGUUUACCGUGCAUGGCUAGCAUUUAUGGAUCUCUUGCCGGUCGUUGUGCUCAUACAGAUUCCAGAGUCCAAUGGCAAAUCUGCUAUGUUCGGUCAACGAAAAGAUAGUGACGAUAGCCGAGUCCCUUUCUCGACUGAGGGUGAAGGUUCUACACAGAUGAAAUGCAUCACAGACGCACAACGAGGUGCAUUCAGCUGCGCGUUGACAGAAGAUCGGGGCCUUUCCGAAGAAGUGCAUUUGAAUUUACGGCAACCCAAAAAAACGCUGUCUCUUUCUUUCGACGAGUUGCAGGCACUCCAAAACCUCGGGGUUUUGUCGCCAGAGACGCUAACAUCGGCAGUAUCUGCACAAAAACCUAAUGGUGAUAUCGAGAUUUUGGAUCCGGGCCUGUAUCAUGCUAUCUCACUGGCGGCUGGUUUCACUACGAUAUUGUACCCGUUUGAGAUAUCAUUGACGGUCCGGCCAUCUCGCGACUCGCGGAGCUGGAAGCUGGAGGCUAAAGGCCCUGAAAGUAGGAUAGAUCUUCUUAUGGACGUAUAUCGAAUAUUGCGAAAUCCCAGCUGUCAUGCGCUGGAGUCGCUACGCAACGCGGUCUUCUCAGAAACUAAGAGACCCCUUAACUUCUCACAUGAGGGUACGUUGAACUCGUUGGUCACGACGUCGUCAUCUUUAAACCCGUUCGAGCUUUCGAGAUUACUAUUACCUCAGGCAAACAGUUCUAACGGCAUCGAAGAGACGAACCACGUUCCGCAAAAAGGAGACGCCUACGAUAGUAUUCACAAAAGCCGAUCGUAUGCCCCACUGACGACUGGCCACGCGCUUACAAGUCUGCACUGCGAACCAAGCUGGUAUCUUGGCCAAUACGGGCCACAUUCAUCCUCUAUGUCGUAUUCGUCGACUCCUGUUCAUUUCAGGCAGCGUUCGGCGAUUCCAAACUGGCCUUAUGAGCAACAAGACAAAGGUUCUCAGGCUGCCAUUGGCAGCUAUGGCUUUUACAUGAAUGGUAGUCAUGCCUACAACAAUAAGAGUAAAUUAGAAUAUGGCGAAGUUAAAAAUGCCACUCAGUCUUUUACCAAUCUAACAAAUUUUUCCUAUACCAAUGUAGCUAGCAGAGUCGGCAGCGGCGCCUGAACCGUUGGAUCAAUCCACUGAAAACAAAAACGUUUUUCAGUCUAUUAUAAAUACUACUGAAAUGUGUAUGGACGAUCCCAAAGUGUGGCCAGCCCUCGAUUACUGUUUGGGUGCACAUUUUGAGCAUUUGUCUAUUUAACUGAAUGAACACAUGGCCAUUACCAUUAAAAUAACAUAUAUUACAUAGUAUUAACCAUUUCGUUAUUAAUCGAUAUAGACAUGGAUAUAAUUUCUAAAGGCAAGUGCCUCAUUAUGCCUGAUUGACCCUAAGCGAGAACGAUCCUAGAAGACAAUCAUAUACCGCGAAGUCACUUAGUAAAUGGUCUCGAAAGGCUCUGUGGCGCAGAUGAAUAUAUAAAACGCCGUUCAUGUAACACAUUUGAUUUGGUCGCUUAAGAACAAGUUAAGCAACGACUUGUGUAGAAAAAUAACCCGUAUCGUCUCCAUCAUAUUUACAGGACACGUUUGUGCAUGAUAGUUUCUAUAUCUAUUAUUAAUAAAAUAGUUGGUGAUAUUAUUGGCAAUAUUAUUCAAAAGGAAGUCGACUUUAUUCUCGGAAGCGCGCGACAGGGGAAUGGAUGUACUACAUUAAAAACAAGUAGUCGUUAUAUAUAUAUAUGUAUAUAUAUAUAACGGGAGCGGUACCUCUGUGCAAAUGUUACUUGUUCCGUUACAUAGCAAUAGCGAUGGAAGCACUGAAGAUUCCUGGUACGGGCCGUAACACCCGGACGUAUGUCCUAACGUACAGCCCACAGCCGUUUGCGCUUUCAACUACUUCUUGACAACAAUAAGCCAGAAACGCGGUGAUUCCUGGCUGACAGUUGUUCAGGAUUUGUCGUAACACGGUCGAACCCUCGUUACGACUCUACGACGCCUGGUCGAUCGACUGCGUUUUCUGAGGAACACCGUUACAAACAUAGAUAGUUCCGCAGCCAUCGAGUUAUAAAGUCAUACUCUUUGUAGCGGCCCCUUUCGCACUCAAAGAUACUUUGAACUUGUAGCUUAGCCGACCACUUCGUCCACCCCCCAGUUAACUAAUCUCUUAAUCUAGACGAACGGUUUGUAGAUACUUCGACAUAGUUCGCAAUAUAUUCAAAGGAUUUGGGCUAGUUCCCUCCGAAAAAUGAUGUACUCAUCGCCUCAUUUGGGUAAACCACUCUCAUAUAUUGCUUAGUGAUUGGUACUCUUUAUUCAAUACGUGUAUGUAUAUCUCUAUAUAAUAUUUGCUUACAGCAAAUUUACCUAGAAAACAGUCAGGCCAGGUAUUUGUUAUAGCGAAUCCUCACUGCAAAUGCGAUCGCUUUGUAUCUCACCGAUCCGCCGUUCGUCUUACUGGCAUUCCCUAACUAUGUGACAAAGGCCCUUUUAUAACUCCAGCGACGCGACUGUUUGUCAACGACGGCAUAGAUCUUUUUAUUCGACUCUAAUUUCAAAUCGAUCUAUUGUUUAAAGUAAAGGCUUAGCUAUUUAUCCAGUCAGAGUUGCUCCAUUUGGAAUCGUUAAUGACUUUCUUCAGAACCUUUCGAGGGCAUAAAUGUAUCUUAAGGUAUAAUUGUACUGCUUCUGUGCCUAGUGCUUUGGAAGUUCUAUUGUAUAUUGCUUAGGCAUCAAAGAACGGCUUCACCUAUUUUGAUUACCCGCGUCUUCUGAAUAGUCGGCCUGUAAUACCCUCUACCCCUCUGAUGCAGAUACAAAUAGACUGGCACGAUAUGACGCGAAAAUCCUCCAUCUUAGUUGUGACUGUAUUAGGCGUUCACGUCAGUUAAGAAGUUAAUAUUAACUGUUUAAGACGAACCUGUGCGACGUCCUGAAUAACUUUUCUGUCAGUCAAAGCUACAAAAGAUCUCUUCUCAUCUAUCAAUGAUGUUCAUCCUGCUUUAUUUCCGUUUUUUCCAAAACAUCCGGCCGCUUUGUAUCGGAUAAUCUCCUAUGGUCAAGGGCUGUUUACGUUCAACCUGGUAACUUUUGAAUUAUUCACUUGGUCUUCAAUAGAAAUGGUAGUCUCUAGCUCUAUCGCCGCAGUAUAUCAAGUCGAAUUAUCGUUAUUAUUUUAGCAGGACAGCAGGUGUGCACCAUUAUAAUUUCGUAACUUGUUUCAAAGCAUGCGCCUAUUUUCUGAUAGAGUCAUGUUAGUACAAAUUCAAUCUUUUUCAAACAAACAUUUAUAUACGAAGCUAGAAGAGAUCUUAUUUUAUCCUGCUUCUAAUUGAACUCAAAGGUCCUAUAGUGACUAAACAGACCAGGGUCCUCUUCGAUAUUAUGCGGAUGGACAAUGUAAAUAAAAAGACGGACUUAUGGCCAUUUGUUUAGUAUUGUGUACUUGUUUAUGAUUGCGUUAAAACGACAGGAAUUUGUCUGAUCUUUCAUCGUGCCGGAAGCCGCCGCUAAAUAGAAAUCAGAUACGCUCAUUAAAUAUCCAUAUAUAAUAAAUAUUACAGUUUGAGUUGUA